AAUUCGGUUUCUACGUUUAUUACAGCUCCUCUCUCUUCGCUGCCUUUAAACCUAUUUCACUAAACAAACAUUAUGUCUCAACCUUCAGAGAAGCUCCUCCUAGGGGCCCAGAUGACCCAGAAGUUCUUGGGCGAAGAAAUGUUGGAGCGAAUCCAGGAAACAUCACGCAAUGACCUCCCUGCCCAGAUCGGUUCCGAGUACAUCGCGGAGGUGUGCUUCUCAAGCUACGCCCGACCAGAACUCCAGUUUAGAGAGAGGUCGUUGAUGAAUAUCGCCAUGAUGAUUGCGCUCAACCGUGGGCCGGAGUUGCGAAUCCAUAUCGAGGCGGGACUGCGGAAUGGCUUGACUCAGGAGCAGAUCUGUGAAGCUUGUAGGCAUGCCAUGAUUUACUGUGGAGUGCCAGCUGGACGAGAUGCUUUGGCCGCUGCUAGCGACAUAUUUGCAGCGGUGGAGGCGAGAACAAAGAAAGGAAAUUCUGCGAAACUCGCCUAA
Ilyonectria robusta is the source of this 492-nucleotide messenger RNA. RefSeq names its product AhpD-like protein. The record is from RefSeq and is a predicted model, not a curated record. Gene Ontology annotation, molecular function: peroxiredoxin activity. NCBI's taxonomy places the organism in Eukaryota, Fungi, Ascomycota, Sordariomycetes, Hypocreales, Nectriaceae. Bases 73 to 492 code for a protein of 139 amino acids. The transcript is spliced from 2 exons.